CACUGCUUAGUGAAUAGACUCCUGUCUGUACAAAUGACUUGUCUGCCAGGGAGGAGCUGUUAGACUGCACCUCUUUUACUGCUUUCCUUCUUCAUGACUUUUGACCCUUUGGAAUGUUAGUUGUGUCACAAGGAUUAAAGGCUGCAAGGGGAGCUCUCUCCCAGAAACGUGUAAAUUACAUAACAGCAGUUAAAGCCACUGGAUUACAUGGGGAAGAAGCUUCUGAGACGGACAACUGGAAAAGAUGGUGUUCUACAAAGAAUGGCUGAUGCUUUUCUUGGGCCUUGGGACUUUCUGGUGUAUUUCAGAUUGUCUGGGGAAAACUGCAGCUCUGAAAAAACUUAGUUCAAAUAAACCUCAAACUGCAAGACAGGUUCUUGUGGGACAAAAACGUCAACAUGGGGAAGACCCUCCAUCUUUGGAAGAUGCAGAGAAAGAGCAGGGAUAUUAUCUCGAGCAACUGUUCCAUCUGUAUGGGGAGAAUGAUACCUUGUCUUAUCAUGGACUUACUCAGCUUCUACAAAAUCUAGGACUUGGCAAAGUGCAGGUAAUAGAGAUUCAUCACACAGAACUGGGACAUGAUCACGUCACACACUUAGAUAUACUUGAAGUUCAGGAUAAGAAACACAGCCAUGUGCACUCCAGCAGAGAACACUUCGCACCCACCUCUGGUCCUAUAACAGAUGGCAGGGAAUUGGAUAAAGGCAAAAUUGAAGAUGGUUCUGAUAUUGUUCCUUUGGUGGAAACUGGGCAGCCAGUGACGGCAAAGCCUGAGCCCAGGAAUGUCAAACUGCAAGAUGGGAUCAAAGGCACCAAAGGAGAAAACCAAUGGCCUCCACAGUAUAUUCUGGAGCACCUAUUGCAACGUCAUCACACCAAUUACAGCCAUCAACAUGAAAAUUGUCUUAAUGUGACUCAACUCUUGCUGAAUUUUGGGCUUGAAUGGGUUUCAGAAAUUACUCCUAAACACUUCAGUCUGCUUUGUCCGGCUCUGCUCUACCAGAUUGAUAGCCGGGUGUGCAUUCAACAUAACGAUGAAUUGCAAACAUCACGUAUAAACUCCCAGCAAUCACUGCUGCAAGUGUUGGGUUGGGGGACACUUGCAGUCACGGUGGUCAGUGCCCCUUCUCUCCUGGCCAUUGCUCUUGUUCCACUUCUAAAACGCCACGUAUUCCGCUAUCUUCUCAGGUUUUUUGUGGCCUUGGCUGUGGGGACUCUCUGCGGUGAUGCCUUACUACACCUACUGCCACAUGCCCAGGAAGAUCACAAAGAGUCUCAAGAUGGUGGGGAAUCACAUUCCAUAGAGCCUGUUCUGAAAGGACUUACUGUACUUGGUGGUAUUUACCUACUCUUUCUUAUUGAAAAUCUCAUGGGCCUUAUGAAUCAAAGACGGAGAAGGCGGAAGAUAAAUGCAAAGCGGAAAGUCCCUGUUCCAGUUGAGGACUGCACAACUGUGUUACGAGAUCUUGGCCACUCAGUUGAUGCUGAGUUCUGUGAGGUUACUGGUGCAGCUGAUGAUCUACAGGUUAGAAAUGAAUUUCAUGAAGAGGGACUGAGAGACCAUGAAUCUCGUGCAUCUGUGGAUCACCAUGGCCACUCUCAUUCUGCAGGAGCAGGGGGCAUUGCAGAAUUUGUAUGGAUGGUAUUACUUGGAGAUGGGAUCCAUAACUUCACUGAUGGAUUAGCUAUAGGGGCUGCUUUUUCUGCUGGCUUUUCUGGUGGUCUCAGCACUUCUGUUGCUGUAUUCUGUCAUGAGUUGCCUCAUGAGCUGGGUGAUUUUGCCGUUUUGCUACAGACUGGAAUGCCAAUAAAGCGAGUACUUUUAUUCAGCCUGCUUUCAGCAUUCCUGUCAUACCUGGGUUUGCUGACGGGAGUUUUGGUCAGUCAAAGCUCAGCAGAGGUCACACCUUGGAUAUUUGCUGCUACAGCUGGUAUAUUUCUCUACGUUGCACUGGUGGACAUGCUCCCCCAGAUGUUAAACCGUGGGACCUCUGAUCUUUCCCAAGGAAAGGAUAUCUUCAUCCACGGUGCUGGUUUCUUUCUUGGAGGUGUCAUAAUGCUGUGCAUCGCACUCUUCCAGGAGGACAUGGGGUUUCAAAAUGUAUAAGAAUUUUUUUUUUACUUCAAAAUAAAGUGUUCUAUGAAACUUC
This is a messenger RNA of Pelobates fuscus (common spadefoot toad), 2150 nucleotides long. It is a transcript of the gene SLC39A5, whose product is annotated as solute carrier family 39 member 5. Gene Ontology annotation, molecular function: monoatomic cation:bicarbonate symporter activity; zinc ion transmembrane transporter activity. Gene Ontology annotation, cellular component: plasma membrane. Lineage: Eukaryota; Metazoa; Chordata; Amphibia; Anura; Pelobatidae. The record is from RefSeq and is a predicted model, not a curated record. The coding region runs from base 245 to 2107 and encodes 620 amino acids. Gene Ontology annotation, biological process: intracellular monoatomic cation homeostasis; zinc ion import across plasma membrane. The transcript is spliced from 12 exons.